UGGAGGGUAGUACUGGGUUUCCCCCAGACACCUGUGAUCCCCAACCCUGAAGGGCAGGGUGGUGACGCCCCUUCCUUUCGAGGAUAGGCCCACAGCUUGCCUCAGACUCCCCACCCCACUCCCACCUCCGAGUACUCUGCAGGUGCCUCCCUAUACUCUUACUGGCAAAAUUGUGCAAUUCUCAGAGACACAGGAGGGCAGAGCUCGUGCCUCCCCUUUGUCCCCUGCUGGUCAUCCUCAAGAACAGGACCGGAUGAACCCUGUAGAUUCCCAGUGAAAGGGAAAUGACUCCAUCAGAUGCCAAAGAGCAAGACCCUUUUCCUACAACUCCCCAAAGAGGGCGUCCCUUAACCCCCGUCGCCCCACUACCACCACCACUAGACCCUCAAGGGCAGUUCCGUGGACCUCCCCAAAUCUCAAAAGAUAGGUUCCAGGUUCCCACAUCCACUGGCCUUCCCACACCACGAGGGUAGGGAUGGGCGCCCCCACCUCCGUACAUCUGUUAGGAGCUCCAGAUUGCAGGGCAGGGAGGUGCUUCUCGGAAAACGAAAACCGCCGGGGCGGGGCGGGAACCUUAGGGGAAAGAGGAAGUGCCGGCGACAACUCGACCAGUCACCGCGGAGGCUCCAGGGAGGCCCGCCAUGGCUGCAGGAGUUCCUGGUGCGGAGUCCGCGAUGCCUGCCUCCUUCAUGGCCUCCCUACCUCUGGCUGCGCUCAACAUGCGAGUGCGGCGCCGCCUGUCGCUGUUCUUGAACGUGCGGACACUGGUGGCGGCCGACUGGACCACACUGGCGGAGGAGAUGGACUUUGAAUACUUGGAGAUCCGGCAGCUGGAGACGUUUGCCGACCCCACCGGCAGACUGCUGGCCACCUGGCAGGGACGUCCCGGCGCCUCGGUAGGCCGGCUGCUCGAGCUGCUCGCCAAGGUGGGCCGCGAGGACGUGCUGGUCGAGCUGAGACCCAGCAUUGAGGAAGACUGCCAAAAGUAUAUUUUGAAGCAGCAACAGGAAGAGUCUGAGAAGCCCUUACAGGUGGCCGCUGUAGAUAGCAGUGUCCCACGGACAGAGGAGAUGAUGGGCAUCACCACACUUGAUGACCCUCUGGGGCAAAUGCCUGAGCGUUUUGAUGCCUUCAUCUGCUACUGCCCCAGCGACAUCCAGUUUGUGCAGGAGAUGAUCCAACAACUGGAACAGACAAAUUAUCGGCUGAAGCUGUGUGUGUCUGACCGCGAUGUCCUGCCUGGCAUCUGUGUCUGGUCCAUUGCCAGUGAGCUCAUUGAGAAGAGGUGCCGCCGGAUGGUGGUAGUUGUCUCUGAUGAUUACCUGCAGAGUAAGGAAUGUGACUUCCAGACCAAAUUUGCACUCAGCCUCUCUCCAGGUGCCCAUCAGAAGCGUCUAAUCCCCAUCAAAUACAAGGCAAUGAAGAAAGAGUUCCCCAGCAUCUUGCGGUUCAUCACUAUCUGUGACUACACCAACCCCUGUACCAAAUCCUGGUUCUGGAUACGUCUUGCCAAGGCCUUGUCCUUGCCCUGAAGACUGCUUUGGGACUGUGCGUGUGUGUGCAUCUAUCUGCCUGUCCAUGUACUUCUGCCCCUACCUCCCUCUUCAUUUGAAUCAGAGCUCUACUUGCCUCUCAAUUCCUGAAGAUGUCUACUCCACAGACAUGUCUGCAGCUGAGCUGCUGGACAUCAUCACAUCCUAUAUCCUAUAUGGAAUCAGUGACUGAGUGGCACAUAAGCUGCUGCUAGGUUAUCAGCUAGAACAGUGAAGAACAGGACCAGCUGGGACUAAGGAGGACCAGUAGAGCUAGCUCUGAGCCAUUCAUACAUCUUUGGCUUCAAUUUCCCCACUUUAGAUAGGGAUGGGGAGAACAGGCAGUAGCUGUAUUUGAAUGACUGGAGAAAAUGGUGAAGCAUUGUUCUGGGUCUUGGGGGGGGGGGGCAACAAGAGCUCACCCUCUUAGCUGAGGGUGAGCUGCCCACUGCUGGGACUGUGGCAUUGCUGGGAAAACUGCUUCCACCUUGGCGCCUACUGAUGCUUCAGUGCAUCAUUGCACACCUCGCAUCCCACUGCCUCCUGCCCACAGGGCAGUGGGGAAGCCGACUGGCCCAGCACAAGGAGAUCCCACCUUGAGCCUGAUUCCGUAAUGGGUACCCCUCUCAUCUGCAUCUUUGACUCCUCCCAGUCUCCACCUUCAACAAUGACAAGUCCCUGAAGACACUGGCAUACAUAGCUGAGGCUGCUUUUUACUUCUACCUGUCAAGGUGUCUGGGGUCACCUUCUCAGCUCACCUGGCAUGAGAUAGGAUCCUGGCCUCUGGUAAACCAUCGAAUAUGGGUUCUGGGGCUGGAUCACCAUAGCAAUAUGAGCAGGAACUUUCCUUCAUGGCCACCCACAGAAAGCUUUCCCACCAACUUUCUGCUCCUCAACUGCCUUACAAAUUUGUUUACAAAUAGCUACCACACAAGAGCCUCCUACCCCUCAUAGACAUAUACAAACUCAGACACACAAAGACACAUAUACGUACACAUGCACUGUCACACACACAGGCACCUGCACACACAUUUUUGGGGGGUAGCUCCGAGGAAUGGCUACCUGGGUUGGUUUUGUAUUCCUUUUCUCUUUUUCCCUAUUCACUGAAACCAAACUCUGGAAAGGACCCAGUGUACCAGUAUUUAUAUCCUCAAUGAAGUACAAAGAGAAGAAGAGAAUUGCUUGAACUCAUACAACAGGAGAGCCACAGACACACCUGAUCUCUCCCUCCCAGGGCAAUUUGUACAUUACCCUCAUUCCUACCUUCUGGAAGGAAAUGUCAUGGUCUCAGAUAUCCAUGCCAAAGGGUAGACCCCAGGACUCCAAAUCCAAUAGAAAAUGGGUCCUUUCUCUGUUCCACCUCCAGUUAGGCUGGAACAAAGUGCCUUCUCUCAGGGUCUUGGGAAUAGAGACCCCUCUCUGUAUGAUCUUGACAGCUGCCAUGGACCUGUCCCCCUUUGAUAGUGGGCAUUUUAGAAGCAAUUUCAGGAAAGCAUCUUUUACACCUAUUUGCCAUUUCUCCUGUUUCCUAGGUUUAUAAUAAAGAAUAUUUUACUUUGGAAA
Molecule: messenger RNA, 3095 nt
Organism: Nycticebus coucang (slow loris)
Lineage: Eukaryota; Metazoa; Chordata; Mammalia; Primates; Lorisidae
Gene: MYD88
Product: MYD88 innate immune signal transduction adaptor
Exons: 5
Coding region: 642-1532 (296 amino acids)
Biological process (GO): defense response to Gram-positive bacterium; positive regulation of canonical NF-kappaB signal transduction; MyD88-dependent toll-like receptor signaling pathway
Cellular component (GO): plasma membrane
Molecular function (GO): TIR domain binding; Toll-like receptor binding
Source: RefSeq, a predicted model, not a curated record